This is a messenger RNA of Oncorhynchus keta (chum salmon), 3904 nucleotides long. Its product is annotated as cilia- and flagella-associated protein 57-like. Gene Ontology annotation, molecular function: protein binding. Bases 8 to 3712 code for a protein of 1234 amino acids. Lineage: Eukaryota; Metazoa; Chordata; Actinopteri; Salmoniformes; Salmonidae. The record is from RefSeq and is a predicted model, not a curated record. The transcript is spliced from 21 exons.
CACUCUGAUGUCUGCAGUGGUGGCCCAGUGCCACUACAGCUUUGGUUUGCAGAGGGGCGUGGCCAAUAACCUGUUCUACUUUGAUGAGCAGACUGUCAUCUUCCCAUCCGGGAACAACUGUGUUCGUUAUAACAUUGAUCAGAAAUGGCAGAGGUUCAUCCCAGGUUUGGAGAGGAGUCAGGGAAUGUAUGCCCUGGCUAUCAGCUCAAACCGCCGCUACCUGGCGGUGUCGGAGCGUGGAGAGAGGGCCACCAUUACGGUGUACGACCUGCAGCACGAGCAGAGCCGGAAGAGGAAGGUGCUGAAUGGAGGGGACAUCCAUGUCCAGGAGUUUGUCUCCAUGGCCUUCUCCACCGACUCCAAGUACUUCAUUGGCCAAUCAGGAGCGCCAGACUACACCCUCUUCUACUGGAUGUGGGAGAAGCAGAAGGUCAUGGCCAUGGUGAAGACCACUGUGGCCACUAAUCCAGUCAACCAGGUGAUGUCGGACUGCUCUCUUGUUAUUGGGGCCAGGGAGUCCUUGGGCAAGGAAAUGGUCAGCUUUAACCCAUACGACAACACCCAGAUCUGUGUGAGUGGGAAUGGGGUCUUCAAGCUGUUCCGCUAUGCAGAGGGGGUUCUGAAGCAGUCCGCCUUCCAUAAGCAAGAGACUCAUAACUUCCUAUCCCAUGCCUGGAUGUCUGAGGAGAGGGUGAUUGCAGGGACAGAAGCUGGGAGGCUGAUGGUGUUUGAGUCUGGAGACCUCCGAUGGGACAUGAGUGUGACCACCAAGACCACCAUGCCACAGGACCCAGACAGUGCAGAGGGAAAUGAUGAAGAGACCCCUCAGUUGCCACGGGUUACAGUCAUCACAGCUUACUCGAAGGGCUUUGCCUGCUCGGCCGGUCCUGGGACUGUGUAUCUGUUUGAGAGAACCGACGACAAGGACAACUACAGGAAGACCAGGGAGAUCAGGAUCCCCCCAGACCAGUGCAGUCACGAGCCCAGCCAUGCAGAGCAGCAGCAGAUCGUCUCUCUGGUCAUCAGUCCAUCAGAGGAGACAGUAGUGACCAGCACAGAUCGUGGUCAGCUCUACAGUAUCACCCUGUCCUCUGCAGAGAUGUGCAAGGGGGAGCAGGUCCAGUUUGAGUUCCUGUCCCACUCUUUCCACUCUGGGCCUAUCACCGGCCUGUCCGUCUGCAUCCGCAAGCCCAUCAUCGCCACCUGCUCCCUGGACCAGUCUGUACGCAUUUGGAACGUUGAGACCAACACCCUCGAGCUGUAUAAGGAGUUCCAGGAGGAGGCGUUCAGCAUCGCCCUCCACCCGUUUGGCCUGUUUGUCAUGGUGGGCUUCUCUGACAAGCUGCGACUCAUGAACCUGCUCAUAGACGACGUCAGGACCUUCAAGGAGUUCACCGUGCGAGCCUGUAGAGAGUGUGCCUUCAGUCACGGAGGACACCUGUUUGCUGCGGUCAAUGGAAACAUCAUCCACAUCUACUCCACCACCACGUUCGAGAACGUCGUCAACCUCAAAGGACACAAUGGGAAGGUGCGCUCCAUAGCCUGGAGUGGUGAUGACAGCAGGCUGGUGUCGUGUGGUAUGGAGGGGGCUGUGUACGAGUGGAACACCCUGACCAGCAAGCGGGAGUCGGAGAGCGUCCUCAAGUCCUGCAGCUACACCAGCGUCACCAUCUCCCCUGAUGCCAAGACUAUCUUCGCCGUGGGGAACGACUGUACCCUGAAAGAGAUCCAGGCCUGUCAAAUCCUACGUGAAGUGCCCGCUGAAGAUGUGGCUUAUACCACCAUCGCUAUGUCCCGUUCUGGGCGCACGCUCUUCACUGGGACCUCCAUCGGAACCAUCAGGGCCAUCAAGUACCCCCUGUCCACCCAGAAGGACUGGAUCGAGUACCAGGCCCACUCUUCACCUGUCACCAAGAUGGUGAUCACUUUUGAUGACCAGUACCUACUGACGGUUUCUGAGGACGGCUGUCUGCUCAUCUGGAAGAUCAUAGACAAGGAGGGCCGCGGCCUGAAGAGAGACAAGGAGAUCACCUACGCUGAGGAGAUCCUCAUCACCAAGUCAGACCUGGAGGAGAAGAACCAGGUGAUGUUAGAGCUGAAGACACGUGUGGAGGAGCUGAAGAUGGAGAAUGAGUACCAGCUCCGUCUGAAGGACAUGAACUACAACGAAAAGACCAAGGAGCUGUCAACUACGUUUGUUCGGCAGAUGGAGUCGCUCAAGACCAACAUACAGAUCCUGAAGACAGAGAGAGACAAUAUGGAGGUAGCUAAUCAGGAGACCAUGUCCGAGGUCAUGGAGAAACACUCAAAAGAGCUGCAGGAUAUGGAAUCGGCCAACAGUCAGAAGCUGAUGCUGGAAUAUGAGAAGUACCAGGAGCUGCAGUUCAAGUCUCAGCAGAUGCAGCAGGACUACGAGAAGCAUCUGCAGCAGAUGGACGAGAGCAAGACUGCUGCCCUGGAGGAGCUCACCCUCUACUACGAGGGAAAGAUGCAGGAGAAACUACUGGUGCUGGAGCAGUGCCAGGAGGAGUCUCGUAUCCAGGCGAGGGAGUUUGAGGAGAGCAGGAAGCAGAUGGAGGAGGAUGGGGACAGGGAGAUCCAGGACAUCAGGGUCCGCUACGAGAGGUGGCUGAGGGACGAGAGGGAGACCAACAUGCGCAUGAAGAGUGACACCGGCAUCAUGAAGAAGAAGUUCAGCAGCCUCCAGAAGGAUAUAGACAACAGCAACGUGGAGAUGGAGAGGAUGAAGUUGGAGCAGCAGAAGCUACAGGCCAUCGUCAAGUCCUUGGAAAAGGACAUCCUGGCUCUGAAGAAAGCGAUCCAGGAGAGGGACGAGACCAUCCAAGACAAGGAGAAACGCAUCUAUGAUCUGAAGAAGAAGAACCAGGAGCUGGAGAAGUUUAAAUUUGUCCUGGACUACAAGAUCAAAGAGCUGAAGAAACAAAUAGAGCCCAGAGAGAAUGAUAUCAAGGAGAUGAAGGAGCAGAUCCACGAGAUGGAGGAGGAGCUGGAUACCUUCCACAAGAAGAACACUCAGGGGGAGCUGGACAUCGCUGAGCUGAAGCUCAAACUCACCACCACUGACAAGGAAAUGCACAAGGGCCUGCAGAAGGUGAGAGAUGUGGAGGCCCUGGUACGCAGGUUCAAGACGGACCUCCAUAACUGUGUGGGGUUCAUCCAAGAGCCCAAGAGGCUGAAGGAGAGCAUCAGAGACCUGUACGACCGCUACGCACAGCAGAGUGACGUGCUGGAUAAAGUUAGUGUGGACCCAAACGUCCAGAGGGAGUACGCUAGGCAAAGGGACCACCUGGAGAGGAACGUGGCGUCCCUGAAGAGGAAGCUGGCCCAAGACAGCGUGGUCCACCAUGCUGACAACGUCAAGAUCAUGCAGGAGAACGUGACUCUGAUCAGUGAGGUCAACGACCUGCAGCGGCAGCUGCAUCUGGCGCGCUCCCAGGUCCAUGACUACAAGAGUCUGAUGAGAAAGAAGGACUUGAAGCAGACCAACACACUCAAAGCCCUGCUGUCUCCCAGGGCCAACCCCAGUAACAUGGUGGUCCGUCUGAAUGAGGAGGACGAAGGGGACCGCAUCAUCCAGCUGCAGCGCCUAGAGAUCCAGAGACUGAGAGAAGAGAUACAUGUCCUGAUGAAGAUACACCCCUACAGACCCCCCUCCACCGCCAAGCUACCCUCCCUCCAAACCAACACAUAACCACCACCACCCCCUACAGACCACCCUCCACCGCCAAGCUAUCCUCCCUCCAAACCAACACAUAACCACCACCACCACCCCUACAGACCCCCCUCCACCGCCAAGCUACCCUCCCUACCCCUCCCUCCAAACCAACACAUACCCACCACCACCCUCCCUCCAAACCAACACAUAACCACCACCACCACCCCU